This is a messenger RNA of Cygnus atratus (black swan), 3154 nucleotides long. It is a transcript of the gene IFT52, whose product is annotated as intraflagellar transport 52. The transcript has 13 exons. The record is from RefSeq and is a predicted model, not a curated record. Lineage: Eukaryota; Metazoa; Chordata; Aves; Anseriformes; Anatidae. Gene Ontology annotation, cellular component: cilium; centriole; intraciliary transport particle B. Gene Ontology annotation, biological process: cilium assembly; intraciliary transport. The coding region runs from base 171 to 1484 and encodes 437 amino acids.
GCGCGUGCGCGUUGCUGGGCGGCGGGGAACUGCCGGGCCUGGGGCGGCCUCGCUUCGGCUCCGGCUACUGCCCCGUGCCCCGGCCGGCGGGGCGCGGAGGGUGGCUCCGCUCGGCCGCCGCUCCCGGCCGCCGCUCCCGGCCUUCCCGCAGCUUAACCCCGGGUCGCCGUAUGGAGAAGGGCCCGCGGAACGCCAUCGUCUUCAACGCGUCCAAGGGGGAGGCUUUCACUCUCACCGGCAGCUACAAGGCCUGGCGCAAAAGGCUGCGGGGGAACUGGAGGAUCCUGAGCUUAAAAGAUGAGAUCACAUCUGAGAAACUGUUUGGGGUGAAACUGUGGAUAACGGCUGGUCCAAGAGAAAAGUUCAGUGCUGCUGAGUUUUUGGUUCUGAAGAAAUUCCUGGAGGAUGGUGGAGCCAUCCUGGUGAUGCUAAGAGAAGGCGGAGAGUCCCGAUCUGGCACAAAUAUUAACUUUUUGUUAGAAGAAUAUGGAAUUGUUUUCAAUAAUGAUGCUGUUGUACGAAAUGUAUAUUACAAGUACCACCACCCAAAAGAAGCUCUUAUCUCUGAUGGAGUUUUGAAUAGGGGAAUCAGUGAAGCUGCAAGAAAAACAGCACUUGAGACAACAGAUGAAGAUGGAAGCAGACACGACUUGCAAGCUCUCACUUUUGUGUAUCCGUUUGGUGCCACGUUGAAUGUGAUGAAGCCAGCGGUGGCUGUUUUGUCAACAGGAUCUGUCUGCUUCCCGCUCAACAGGCCUAUUCUUGCUUUCUAUCAGCAUGAGAGUCAAGGUGGAAAGAUGGCAGCAUUGGGAUCUUGCCACAUGUUCAGUGACCAAUAUUUAGAUAAAGAAGAAAACGGUAAGAUCAUGGACGUGCUUUUCCAAUGGCUCACAACAUCAGAUAUCCAUUUAAACCAGAUGGAUAUGGAGGACCCUGAGAUUUCAGACUAUACCAUGCUCCCAGAUACAGCUGCGCUGUCUGAACAACUGCGAGUCUGUCUGCAAGAAGGAGAUGAGAACCCGAGAGACUUCACAAAGCUGUUUGAUACAUCCCUUUAUCAGCUGGAUACAACUGCCCUCCCUGCAGUUAUCAAAGCUUAUGAACAGCUGAAUGUGAAGCAUGAACCUCUCCAACUUAUUCAGCCUCAAUUUGAGACUCCACUACCCGUCCUCCAGCCAGCUGUUUUUCCACCUGCUUUCAGAGAGUUGCCUCCUCCCCCUCUGGAGCUGUUUGACUUGGAUGAAACCUUUUCAUCUGAGAAAGCUCGUCUUGCAGAGAUUACAAACAAAUGUACUGAUGAUGACCUGGAGUUUUAUAUACGAAAAUGUGGCGAUAUCCUAGGAGUAACAAGUAAACUCCCAAAGGAGAAGCAAGAUGCCAAAAAUAUUCUGGAGCACAUCUUCUUCCAAGUGGUUGAGUUUAAGAAACUGAAUCAGGAACAUGAUACUGACACAAGUGAAGCUGGAUUCCAGAAUGGGAACUGAGACCUGGCUUUCCUCCGAUUGAGAUAGAUCUAGUACAAACGUGCUUAUCACCUUUCUUCAACCUCUGUGUUCAGCGCAUUGAUUGGACUGUCUCGGUAGUUCACUGAAUGUUUGGAUCAGUUCUGUGUGGUAGUUUGGACAACUAAUGCCUUUUGAGGAGGUGUUUGUAUUUUACAAGCACUUUCCAAGUAAUUCCUUAUUUUUCUACUUCUUUAUUUAAACUGUAAUUUUGUAAUAUAUAUAUAUAUAUAUAUAUAUAUAUAAAAAUCUUGUGCUAAGAACAUAGUUUUGGUCCUUCUUUUAUUUUUUUUUUUUUGUAGCAGGGCUUGCUGUGGGUUCUUUUGGUGUACAUGUAGCCAUUAGUUGCACUGUGGGGAAAGUUUGUUGGUUUGACUUGUGAACUGGAGAAGAAAAUACAGCCAUAAAUUCAGGAGAUGGUGAAAAGAUGCUGCUCUGUCACCCCGUGGCAGUCACCUUUUGGCUUUCUGCCAAAGUCAGCCAAGAGGAGGUGGGUUUGUUACUGUGGGAGGAAAAUACUUCUUGCCAGGGAGGGGAGGACUUGAAAUUCAGCACUGAUGACAUUGCUGCACAUCACUGCCUCAUACAAGGUUGGAAAAACAUCAUGAAAAGGAGGGACAGUGUUUGAAUUAAAAAGGCUUUAAGAUUUGACGGCUCACUAUCACAAAAGUGUGAUACUGUGCAGAAAACUCAGGAAUAUUUUUACUUAAAAUUAUUCCCAGAGACAGUGAGCCAGGUAUUGCAUAAAAAUGGAAACUCAAGUGAAAUUCAUUGACCAUGCCAUGUUGAAGCUCAGUGCACGGCAAAAAUAGAGCCAAGGGUAUGAGUGGUGAGAGGAACAGACUUGUCAAUAUUAUUAACACCAAAUGUCUUCGUUGCUAAAGUUUUUUUUCUAUCAACACUGUGAGAUUGCCCUUUGGCAUCCAAAAAAAAUUGUAUUUAAUCUGAACCCAAACUGUGAAACUUGAAUUUUUCCUCCACUCAGGCUUUCCAUGCAACUUUUGUGAGUCUGUGCCUUAUAUUGCUCUGCCAUGUUUUUUAAUGUCAAAGCUGCUUUUUUUUUUUUCCGAGAAGAUAUGUACAUCUUUUUUUCCCCUUAAAACCCACACUUACAUUUUACAUUCUUUCAUGUUUUGGAUGCCAACGUGGUACAGACGUUCCUAGAGCAGGUUCCCCAAAGCAUCUACUCAGUCAUUAAUGAGUUGAGAUGUGCCAGUGUAAUAUUGACAGAAGUGGUUGUAUCUCUGCAUACUUUGCAGACAUUCCUUUGUCAAAACAGCAUGUUUGAAAUUUUUCAUUUCUUCCUCUUUCAUUUAUUUUUCUUUAGUGACAUGGUUGUGCUUUUCACACACAGCAGCACUGUGUACAUUCCAGCUACAGAUUUACAUAAUAAGCUUUAUCUUUCCCCUACAGUAUCAAUACCAACCAGUCAACCGGCACAGACUGCAGUUGAACCAAACAACUGUGAUCUUCUUGCUAAUUAUAGAUCUGGUUUGUACUGUUCUUUGGUGUUUAGACUUCGAACUGUAAAUACAUUCUCUCUCUGUGUCCCUUUUCAGAGUUGUUUUGUCACCUCUUCCUGAUGUUGUAACACGUUUUUUUUAGAAAAAAGUCAUCUGAGCAGCCAGAGAAGACAAGCAACUCCCUGUUUA